AUUUUCAGAUGAUGGUGAUUAGGGCUUCGAAUUUAUUUUCGCGGUUAUAGGUGAGAGUCUAGCUUGAAGACCGUUAUGCUGGUCACUUUGGCUUGCACGGGUCGGUGAAAAUAAAUAAGAGCGGAUUCUGAUAUUCCGGGUGGAGACGGAGGGAGAUAGCGACGCUGGCAAAAGAAUAGGGCCAUUGUAUGACGAGGGUAAUUCGGACUUUGGACUAAGUGACAGGGAUCCGUGCUGGCAAUUUUCUGUAUAGAUCAGGUCGGCUGGCCUAUCUGAUAAUAACCGGACAGAUUAAUCUAAUCUGAUUACUGCCAUCGUUCGGAUGGAUUCCGCUCGGCUAUUCAAUUGUCUCUCGCCUUGGCAGCAUCAUCGUCCUCCAUUUGUCGGCAAUUUUCAGCGAUUUUUCAGCGGUGGCAUCACUCGAAGGGCCUACUUCAAGUCCGAUGUCGAGAACGGUUGCGGGCCGAAUCACGUUUGUGACGACGUCUUCCUCUUUGGGGUGCUCAGCGAACAUGCCGUCCCACUCCCAGGAGUUGGGCUAUCGAUCGUGCAUAUGCUCUGAUACUCUGUAGGCUGUGCCUCCUUUAUCUGCACACAACAUACAUAAGCCGCAUGCAAAGUGUCAUACCUACGCGCGUUUAGCUCCUAUCUUCCCGUACGCCGCUGCCCCGUUUCCUUUUCCCAUGCAGACACCUGGUCCACCCUUUGCGGACUACCAGUUCAUCUCCCUUCCGGAUCUCUCCACCCUACGACACGCGCCGUCUUCUCGAGAGCUUAUUUCCGUCCGCUCGGAUGCCGACUGUUCGGAGGAGAUUGUCCUAGUCGCUCUUGCCCGCUGCCUGGGCGUGUACUGUGCUGCAAGUGAUGUCCUGCUCGGGUGGCAGCCAGUAGGCAGCCCAUGUGCCAUGCGGCAGGUCACAGCAGCUCGAGUUAACUGGGCUAAUUCAGAUAGCUACAGAAGCGUCGUGGAGAACCUAGUCCUGCAACAGACCGAGAAUAACCCCGAUAGCAUCCGAAGCACUCUCGGAAUUCAGUUAGAUGACGGCUUGCAGCCAUUUUUAGCCGUCCUUACUCCCAACCUCGAUUAUAACCAUCCACUUAUUGCUGCAUACGCGAAGAAUGCUGGAAGUAAAAGUCAUACAUGGACUUUGACAUUGAAAUACUCGACUUUACGCUUUCAUGCAUCAACUGCCGAAUUGCUUGCCAAACAGGUCUGUGCAGUGGCGACGCGCAUAGCAGAGGACCCCGCAUUUCCACCUAAGCACCUUGAUUUUCUUCCUGAUGAACUGCUUUCUAUCGUACCUGUGCGUACAAAUGGGUCGUCAUAUACGCACUAUCCUGAGGUCAGAACCGUCGCAGACUUCAUUCCUCGGCACGACCCAUCGGUGGUCGCCAUUGAGUAUUAUCCCGACCUUUAUGAUGAGGAUCCGGUUUCCUUUGACCGCGUUGUAACGCAUAUGACGUACGGCGAGCUUGAUAAACAUUCGAAUCGCUUCGCGGCAUACCUGUGCGCCCAGGGUCUCGGGCAAGAGGACCGUGUAACAUUGUGCAUGCCUCGCGGCAUCGAGUUUCAUGUGGCUAUGAUGGGUGUAUUGAAAGCCGGGGGAUGUUAUGUUCCUAUUGAUCCCGAACUCCCUGAGGAGCGUCAGAGAUUUAUCAAUGAAGAUUCGAACACACGUUUCAUUUUCACCGCUGAGAACAUUGCGGAACAUAUGAGCGCUUCCAAGGAAUACUCGUCCGAUGACAUCAACAAUGCACGGAGCGAUGGACUUGCAUACCUUCUUUACACGAGCGGGACGACGGGCACUCCGAAAGGCUGCCUAUUAACGCACGACGGGUUUUCACAAGCAAUUCACGCUUUAAGUUGGUUUGCGAACCAGGCUGGGCCAAAUAAACGUCGGUGGCCUCAAGCUGGACGGUAUCUUGCUGUAGCUUCUAUUGCAUUUGAUGUGCAUUUGGCAGAGACCUUUGUUGCUCUGUCUCUCGGUAUGACACUUAUAUGUGCGCCACGCUCGCAGUUGCUAGAGGAUCUGCCCCGCUGGCUGCAUCGUCUGCGCGUAACGCAUGUCGGUAUUGUCCCGAGUCUAAUCGAAGCGACAAUGCACGCCGUUGCAGAAUCUGCUGAACUUUCUGCUGGAGGGCAGAACUCCGGGGUAGAAGGACAGUCAAUGGAGCUGGCUUACAUUGCUAGCGGUGGUGAAAAGAUGAGCGACUCGAUUUUGGACAAGUGGGCGGACCAUCCACUCGUGACUUUAGCAAACUUUUACGGCCCAAGUGAAGUUACAAUCGGUUGUUCUGCACGCCUCAUGACGUCUGCCACGCGGAAAGAAAGUAUAGGUCGCAUAUUUGAGAAUUGCUCUGCGUAUGUAGUCGACGAGAACCUCAAUUUGGUCAUUCGAGGAGGAAUGGGUGAGCUUUUGGUGGGUGGACGUCUUGUCGGACGAGGGUAUCUAAACCGUCCAGACCUGACUGGGAAAUCCUUCAUCAAUUAUGCACACGGUCCAAAUCGUGAAAGAGUUUAUCGUACAGGGGACCUUGUUCGACUCAUGCCAGACGAUACCUUGGAGAUACUUGGCCGUAUUGAUACCCAAAUUAAGCUUCGCGGUGUGCGUAUCGAGUCUGAAGGCGUUUCAUCUGUCAUACGGAAGGCUGCCACUGAAGUUCCCGGAAUGAAAUCCAAGACGGUGCCAGACGUUUCUACGAUUCUUUCUCGUCAUCCUCAGCUUAAGACGGACCAACUUGUUUCGUUCAUUGGCCUGGAUUCUUCUAAGUCUGUCGCCCUCAGACGGAAAGAGCAACCGCGCGUCCUUAAUAGCGUUCCUAAGGGCCUAAUGCGCGCACUUAAAGAAGCGUGCGCACGAGAAUUAGCGAGCUAUAUGCGGCCUGCCCACAUUGUUCCACUUGACUUUCUUCCAAUGAAUCAAAACGGGAAGACGGACAAUAAAGCGCUUGAUGCACUUUUUAGGUCGGAGACGCUCGAAGUCCUCGGACGUGCGAAUGCGCAAAGAGGAGAUGAGAGCGCAGAAGUAGGAGUACUGACUCGCGAGCUGAAUGAGAAGGAGGCAGAAAUCGCCAAAUUGCUAUCCCGGCAUAUCGAUGUUGGCCACGCUGAGCUCCAGCCUUCGUCGAAUUUGUUUCAGCUUGGAUUUGAUUCAUUGAAGCUUGUGCGACUCGCCGCGCAACUCCGUUCUUCUCAUAACACCAAAUCGGUAUCCGUUGGCAAUAUUAUCCAACAACCAACUAUAGAAGGUAUUGCGGCUCUACUAGUUGACGUGAGGACUGCCGAGAAAGGAAUUUCCCGCAGCUCUGGUCUUGACAAGUUUUUGCGGCAAUGGCGGUCAGAAGUCGAAGGAACAUAUGGAACCGAAAAGGUUGAGCAAGUUUUACCGACCUUUCCUGUCCAAGACGGUGUCUUGUAUCGUUCUGCGGACCUUAGCACGCUGUACAUUCAGCACGUAGUACUGAAGAUCCACAGUAGUGUCGACAUACAGAAGCUGAAGCGUUCCUGGGUUGCGCUCGUGUCUCAGCAUGAGAUUCUCCGAACCGUAUUCCACUUCUCCUCAUCUUUGGUUCAGGUCGUACUAAAGCCCGGAGUAUGCGACUUGCCUUGGGUGGAACGGAUGAUCCAGGCGGAUAAUAAUGAAAACUUUCAUGCCUCGUUUUUAGAAGGCGAUGCGCUAGAAUUCGCUCGGACUAUUAAUGAGAACAUCAGCUCUUCGCCGGCGUUUCAACUGGCUUGCUAUCGUGCUGAAGACCAGUCAGCAACUUUCCUAACUUUGUCUAUUCACCAUGCCAUAUACGAUGGGAUCUCCCUCCCCCUUCUUCUCCAAGAUGUUGAGGCGAUCUACUUCCACGAGAAUCCGCCGCCUCCUGUGCCAAUCCUCCAAGUACUUGACGCGGUGCACGAUGUGGAUUUGGAUGAAGCGACUGCCUUUUACAAAAGGGAAUUUCAUGGAUUCAAUUGGUCUAAAAUCCCAAGACGUCUGGCUUCUGGAGAGACGGCUAAUUUUGUUCGGAAGAGUUUUAACGCACAGCUUAGUUGGUGGGAACAAACCGCUGCCAAAAUCAAAGUUUCUUUACAAGCCGUAUUGACUGCAGCCUUUGGGGUGACUCUGGGGGAACAGGUAUACGGGGUUCCCGAUGUUGUGUUCGGCGUCAUACGAUCUGGUCGCUCUUUUGCAGACGACAGUAUCAAUGAUGCUCGGGCGCCACUGUUAACUGUGGUUCCCACCCGCAUCAAUGCUAACCUUGGUGCGGACCUUCUACAAACAGUGCAACGUAAUAUCGGUGCCGUCCUUGCCUAUGAGCAUGUCCCAUUGAGUCGCGUACAAAGCUGGGUGCAGCCGGGUCGAGCAUUGUUUGAGGUUCUUUUCUCUGUCUCGGUAAACGAUGCAGAGCCAACGAGACUGUACGAUGUCGUUGAAAGCAGGCAACCGCAUGCAGACUACAUUCUCGCCGUGGAAGUAGUGUUUGACAAGACUAAUGGGCAAAUACGCAUCGACUGCGCAUUCACUGAGCCUUUAAAGCGUCAUGACGUCUCUCGCUUUCUUCAAAGUCUUGAAGGGACAGCAAAGGCUUUGGUGGAAGGUAAUCACAGAGCAACCAUGCAGCAAUCCCUCUUGUCGGACGAGGAGGCAAUUGAAGCAGAAAGUGAUUCGGGAUAUGCGUCUGAGGCUUCCGUAGAUGACACCCUUGAGGAAAAGAUCCGCCUCAUAGUUUCCGGAUUCCUUAAAAUCGGGAAUGACCAGAUCUCGAGUACCACAUCACUCAUAGCACUUGGCCUGGAUUCAAUAAGGUCUGUCGGACUGUCACGCGCUCUCCGUCGAGAUGGAAUUGAGAUUACAUCGCUUGAUAUAAUGCGCCAUCCAAGUAUUCGACGCAUCGCUGCCCGCUCUUCGAAUCGCGACAACUCUUCGAACAAACAGAGGGACGAGGAGGAAAACCUAUUAGCUAGCAGACGUGCACUCAUAGCUUCACACGUAAAUGUAGAACCUCUGAAGCUUGGCGAAGCGGAUGAGGUUGAGUUAUACCCAACAACCAUUCUGCAAGCUGGCAUGCUAUCUCAAACAAUCAAUUCUGGUGGCAAUUUAUACAUACAUGCUUUCCCAUUCCAGUUAUCUGCAACAAUAGAUACUGAUCGUCUGCAACUUGCCUGGAGAAGUGCGGCUCAGUACUUCAACAUUCUUAGAACGUCAUUUCACUUUGUGGAGAAGAUGGGCGCAUGGAUCCAAGCCAUACAUUCCGUCUAUAAUCUUGACUGGUGCGAGGUGAACGAGUGCGAUGGAAAAACUGUACUCGAUGUGGCCGAAGGGUGUAUCAGAGACUUGGACUUGUCGUCAGAAAGCAAGUUUUCGAAACCGCCGGUCUUCGCGCGACUAAGUCGUCACAUUGGAGGGAAUCCUAAGGAGCCGCAGUCUAGCACUUUGAUUCUUAUUCUUCACCAUGCAUUGUAUGAUGGGAUAUCUAUAACUCAGCUUUCGGAGGCGGUAAGGCAGUUCUAUCAUGACGAAACGCCCUCUCCGUCGCCUCAAUUCGUGGAUCUCUUGGGAUAUUUUGAAUAUCAAGAUCUCUACGGGUCGGAGUUCUGGAUCAAACAGCUACACAGAUUCAAUCGUCCAGUCCUUCCUCGAAAGGCUCUUCGUUCCUCGAAUUCCAAGUCCUUGUCCGCUAGAGCAGAGAUCCGCCUCCCAUUAUCCCGCAUGCAGGAAGCUUCCAGCAUCUACGAUGUGACAGUACAAUGCUUCGGUCAGGCGUCAUUUGCUAAAGUGCUUUCUACGUUGUAUAAUGAACGUGAUGUCGUUUUCGGUCAUGUCGUCUCUGGGCGAAAUGUGCAUCGGGCAGAAGAUGUCCUUGGGCCAAUGAUCAGUACGUUACCGCAUAGGUCGCGGAUUAUUUCAAACGUCAAGAACCUAGACUUCGUCCGUUCCAUCCAUGGACAGAAUUUAGAAGCGCAAAAAUGGCAACACGCAUCAUUACGGACAAUACAAAGAAAACUCGGCAUGAGAACACUUUGGGAUGCCAUUUUCCUCUUCCAACCGAUGAUAGAUGAUGGCUCUAGAGAAGAAGACGAGCUAUGGGCUUUUGACGAUUCCGAGGAUGAGAUUGCGAAGAUACAGUAUCCUCUGAAUAUCGAACUUCACCAACACCUGGACUGCCUCAUCGUAAAGGCAGCGUGCCAAUCUGAGUUUUUCAAUGAGAGUGAUUUGGAUGUUAUAGUUACAGGAUUUACCCGGUCGUUUACGCAGUUAGUCGACGAGCCAUCGGCGUAUACCCUUCCUCACCUUGCCGUUGACGAUGAAGAACGGAAUCAACGUGAACAGACGGCCGAUCACGAUCGUGCAAAAUCUCCUGUUAUUGACGAGCGAGUAUCAAAGUUCAUCGAAGUCCUAGCAUCAUGUGUUGACGUACUGCGCGCGUCCAUUGAACCAAACACAUCCAUGGUAUCCCUCGGUGUUGACUCUAUCACAGCUAUCCAGAUUUCUUCGAGGGCACGGAAGCUCGGCUUGCAGUUACAGGCCACAGAUGUACUGCAUUGCCAAGCACCACAGGACGUGGUAAAGAUCCUCCAACGCAAGGGUUGCAAAACGAAUGCACGAAGCUCUUCUCAUAUGGAACCUCAGCUUGUAGAAGCAUUGGUGGAACGUCUUGGUUCUGCAAAAGAGGCGGUGGAUGGAGUCUAUCCUGCAUCUGCAGGCAUGGAAUGGCUUAUUGGCAUGUGGCAGCUAAGCGAUCGCGCCGGUUUCCAACAUGCAUUUGCUUUCGCACUCCCCUCUGAUAUUGAUGAAGAGAAGCUCAAGCGUGCCUGGUUUUCGCUUGUCCAGAGUCAACCUAUCCUGCGCUCGACAUUCGUAUCCGGUCCCGAUAAAACCACGCAUAUAGUAACGUUCAAGGAUACGUCCCCGGAGCGUCAUUGGUCGCGUCGUGAAGCAGCAAAUACACAGUGUGCACCGGAUGUCGUCGAAACUAUCACGAAAGAACUCGUUUCAAAUCCUCUUUCCACCGACUUACCCCCCUGUCAAGCUGUCUUUCUGAGGACGCCCGCACGAAGUUACUUAAUUCUGCACCUCCAUCACUUCCAGUACGAUGCGUGGAGUUUACGUUUGCUCAUGGAGGAUCUCCAGCGCCAGUACGAGGGAAAUGACGCCGUUUACCAAAGGAAUGUUUCUCUGUUCUUAGAAAAGUGCAAUUCCUCGCACACCAAAAACGAACAAAUGCAGUACUGGAGAACGUAUCUGACGUCGCCUUUCGUUCCGUCGCUAUUCCCCAAACGUAAAAAUCGCACCAUGAUUGAACACAAUAGGCUCUUCUACAUUGACCGACAUGCGGUACGGGAUGUCAUUCGUUUACGCGAACAAGCUCAAGACGUGUCCACAUCCUUGAACGUCAUUUUCUUAGCGUGUUGGGCACAGGUACAAGCGAAAUACUCCAAUGCGAUUUCAGCCACCUUUGGGUUAUGGCAUUUGGGUAGAGGUGGAGUAGUCGAUGACGUCGAGUCCUUACCAAUCCCAUGCAUGAAUGUCCUCCCGAUACAUGUUGAGAGAGUCGAUAUACCUUUGCGUCGGCUAGCAGACGAGAUACAAGCAACACUUAGAGAUCGCUCUGCCAUCGUCCAACAGAGUCACCUCGAAGACGUAUGUCGCUGGACUAAUGCAGACACAGAUCGCGCAAUGAUGAAUGUAUUCGUCAACGUUGUCGCUACGGCUGAACUGAAAGAUAAGAACUACUAUGAAUUCCUUAGUCCGGUUGAAUUACCAUAUUUCAUCCCUCGAGUUCAAGAGGCCGAACAGCGGCCAACGGUAGAUAGAUUAGCUGUUUGUAACAUCAUAGAAGACGCCGUGUUGGUCGACUUCGCCGUUAUUGGAGAAGAUGUAACUAUGUGUAUUGAAUACAGAAACGACUACCUUGACGACAAGACGAGUCAGGGUUUGGUGUCGGAUUGGGCAUUACUCGUGGAAGAAACCUUAAGAUAAAUUAAAAGGCAAUAAUAUUGCUCAUUAUGGAUUUCCAAGUAUCAUUGCUAGACACUUACAGGAUUGUAGAAUGAAAUUAAAGCACACUUUGUAUUAUUCACGAUCACUUAUUUUGUCCCUGUGUGAUGCGCCCGUGCAAUUGCCAGACACUCGGUUUCCAUGCCUUUCAACCAAACGACUUCAACGCCAGCAUCCGCCAACUUCUUGGCCCCCUCACAGUGUACGAAGUCAUCUGGCUCGCCAACGCCGAUUACACAUCGAGAUACCCCAGCUUUGAUCAGCGCGUCCGCGCAUGGUGCCAGCCCGGACAGGCGGACAGAGCAAGGCUCCAUCGUGGUGUAGACAUGUGACCUUCGUAGGAGAUUCUCAAUCGAUGGCUCGCUUCCAACGUACUCAUGGGACGAUACAGAAGCCAAUAGUUCACGAAGCUGCUCUUUGGGUAGCGCACGAACCUUUUCGAGCGCAUUUGCUUCCGCAUGAGUGUUUCCUUCUAGUUCUCUUGAAUAACUCCGGGAGAGGAUGAUGGGCCAGGCGUCAUUCAACCGAAUCACCAGGACACAGCCGACGGAAAACGCGGUAGGCUUCGGCUCGCAUUUACGAGCCUCCUGCAAAGCCAAGGACAUCAUUUCAAGAUCAAAAACAUCAGCCAGAGACGAGUCUGCAGGUUUGGGCAUGGUGAU
This is a messenger RNA of Fomitiporia mediterranea MF3/22, 8650 nucleotides long. RefSeq lists its product as uncharacterized. Gene Ontology annotation, cellular component: cytoplasm. Gene Ontology annotation, molecular function: catalytic activity; phosphopantetheine binding. Gene Ontology annotation, biological process: amino acid activation for nonribosomal peptide biosynthetic process; secondary metabolite biosynthetic process. Bases 684 to 7970 code for a protein of 2428 amino acids. Lineage: Eukaryota; Fungi; Basidiomycota; Agaricomycetes; Hymenochaetales; Hymenochaetaceae. The record is from RefSeq and is a predicted model, not a curated record. The transcript has 13 exons.